Molecule: messenger RNA, 902 nt
Organism: Hydractinia symbiolongicarpus
Lineage: Eukaryota; Metazoa; Cnidaria; Hydrozoa; Anthoathecata; Hydractiniidae
Product: testis-expressed protein 36-like
Exons: 5
Coding region: 120-794 (224 amino acids)
Source: RefSeq, a predicted model, not a curated record
UGGUGUCACGUGGUUUACGUUGAAUAGAUCCCGCGUGUUGCAUUAUUCCCGCACUGCAUUUGUUUUGUUCGUCUUGUAGUUUUUCUAAAAAUGAAUAAACAGUAUAAUUUGACGUCGUCAUGUAUGACGUCAGAAAUAUACAAGGCCGAGAGGAGAAUCAUUCUUCACUGUUUAAAAUGGGCAAAGGAAGGAAAUUUGUUCCUAAUCAAAACAGAGAUGGUGAUUGGGUAAGAACUAAUCUUGCAAUUUGUGUAUUAUCGAAUUGUUUAUAUAAAUUCAAAACAAAAACGAAAACGACGGACGAUCUGAAAGAACCUGUCAAAUUUCCCGUUAUAUUUCAAAAGAAAAUCAAGAAUAAUUCAAAAGAAUACCCCUUCUCUACACACGACAAUCGAAAUUCAUUACAAGAUAAAGGAGAAUAUUUUGGAAACGGUUUGGGAAAGCGUAUCGUUGCAGAACGAAGUCAGCAUAUCUCCAACAUACAACCACAUCAUUCUACCCAAUCCAAUACGGGAUCCACAUACCAAGCGUCCUAUCAACGUAAAGAAGGAGAACCAUGUCGAUUCCGACGAUACCCAAGGCAGUAUUCUUCUCCGUUUUUAGAAAAAACAGAACCGUCAACGACGACAACAAAAUGGUGGCGACAAAACGAACCAGAAUACAUCACAGGACUGCACGUGCUCGCGUUGACGCAGGAACCACACUCAAAACCCAAUAAAUGGAGAUAUUCAUUCGGUCCCGGCAUCUUUUCCUUGAUAGCAACAAAACCAUGCAAACAUAAAUUAGAAAAAUAGUUUUCUCAUAUAUUUUAACUAUAAUAAAUUGCUAUUAAUAUCGAUUUGGAAGGAUUUUGUGACUCCAAGGUUUCACAUCUGAGGGUGACAAAAAAUACGGAAUAUUAU